Scaptodrosophila lebanonensis is the source of this 3218-nucleotide messenger RNA. RefSeq names its product coatomer subunit beta (gene betaCOP). The coding region runs from base 132 to 3020 and encodes 962 amino acids. The transcript has 6 exons. Gene Ontology annotation, cellular component: COPI vesicle coat; cytoplasm. Gene Ontology annotation, biological process: intra-Golgi vesicle-mediated transport; intracellular protein transport; endoplasmic reticulum to Golgi vesicle-mediated transport. Gene Ontology annotation, molecular function: structural molecule activity. NCBI's taxonomy places the organism in Eukaryota, Metazoa, Arthropoda, Insecta, Diptera, Drosophilidae. The record is from RefSeq and is a predicted model, not a curated record.
GAAGUGACACGUCAAGCCGGACGGGCAAACAAAUUUCCACUGGACACAUUUGCCUGUUUUAUUUGCUGUCACAUCUUACUUGCAUUAAAAAUUCUUGCCGUGCAAAGUUGUUUCAUAAUUAAUUCGCAAACAUGACGCAGGUGCCCUGCUACACAAUAAUCAACUCGCCGGAUCUGGAGGUGCCCAAUGAGAUGCAACUGAAGCAAGAUUUGGAAAAAGGCGACACGAAUGUGAAAAUCGACACGCUGAAGAAAGUUAUAAAACUUCUACUAAAUGGCGAACGGUAUCCGGGCUUGAUUAUGACCAUCAUACGAUUUGUGCUGCCAGUUCAGAAUCACACGAUCAAAAAGCUGUUGCUCAUCUUUUGGGAGAUUGUGCCGAAGACAUCGUCCGAUGGUAAGUUGCUCCAGGAGAUGAUCUUGGUUUGCGAUGCGUAUCGCAAGGAUUUGCAGCAUCCCAACGAGUUUCUGCGCGGCUCAACGCUGCGUUUUCUCUGUAAGCUGAAGGAGCCGGAGCUGCUGGAACCCUUGAUGCCAGCCAUACGCGCCUGCCUAGAUCAUCGCCACUCGUACGUCCGCCGCAAUGCUGUGCUGGCCAUUUUCACAAUUUACAAGAAUUUCGAUUGGCUGGUGCCCGAUGGCCCGGAGCUGAUUGCCAAUUUUCUAGACACACAGCAGGACAUGUCAUGCAAGCGCAAUGCAUUCCUUAUGCUGCUGCACGCGGAUCAGGAACGUGCCCUCAACUACUUGGCCUCGUGCAUUGAUCAGGUGCACACCUUUGGCGACAUUUUGCAAUUGGUCAUCGUGGAGCUCAUCUAUAAGGUGUGCCAUGCCAAUCCGGCCGAGCGCUCGCGCUUCAUACGCUGCAUUUACAAUCUCCUCAACUCAUCAUCGAACGCCGUGCGCUACGAGGCUGCAGGCACGCUGAUUACUCUAUCGUUGGCACCAACAGCCAUUAAAGCAGCCGCCAGCUGCUACAUUGAGCUGAUUGUCAAGGAGAGCGACAACAACGUGAAGCUGAUCGUCCUAGAUCGCCUGAUUGCUAUGAAGGAGAAUGAGAACAUGGAGAAAGUCAUGCAGGAGCUGGUGAUGGAUGUGCUACGUGUGCUGGCCGCUCCCGACAUUGAAGUGCGCCGCAAAACGCUCGCCCUGGCCAUGGAUUUGGUCUACUCCCGCAACAUAGGCGAAAUGGUCCUAGUGCUGAAGAAGGAGGUGGCCAAGACGCACAAUGUAGAGCACGAGGAUACGGGCAAAUAUCGUCAGUUGCUGGUGCGCACACUGCACACCUGCUCCAUUAAGUUUCCCGAUGUGGCCGGCACUGUCAUACCCGUGCUCGUCGAAUUUCUUUCGGACACCAAUGAGUUGGCUGCCGCCGACGUGCUCAUCUUUAUACGCGAGGCCAUUCAAAAGUUUCCUGCUUUGCGUGCGCUCAUUAUUGAGCAUUUAAUUGAGGCAUUCCCACAGAUAAAGUCGUCGAAGAUACAUCGCGCCGCUGUCUGGAUACUUGGCGAAUAUGUGGAGGGUGGCCAGAUUCUUGAAGUGAUUGCAGCCAUACAGCAAACGCUGGGCGAGAUUCCGAUGGUUGAUGCCGAGCAGCGUCGUCUCGCUGGCGAGCAGACAGACGAGGAGAAGCAGCAGCAGCAGCAACAAUCGUCCAAUGCUACCAACAAUGCAGAGGCCACGCCCACUAGCAAUGCCAGCAAUAAGGUGACCUCCGAUGGCACCUACGCCACCCAGAGCGCCUUCAGCUUGGCACCCGUGGCGAAAAAAGAGAAACGCCCACCACUACUCCAAUAUCUGAUGGAUGGUGAUUUCUUUAUCGGUGCCGCACUCUCGGCCACCUUGACCAAACUGGCUCUACGCUACGCCGAAAUACACCCGGAUGGCCAAUCCCAGAAUCGUCUGACCACACAGGUCAUGCUGAUCAUGAGCUCCAUACUGCAUCUGGGCAAAUCUGGUUUCCCAACCAAGCCCAUCACUAACGAUGACACCGAUCGCAUUUUCAUUUGUCUGCGCACCUUGAGCGAACGCACACCGGAGGCUGUGGCCGUCUUUAUUAGCUAUUGCCGUGAGGCUCUGGGCAAGAUGCUGGACGCCCAGCAUGAUGAGGAUCAGCGUGUGUUGAAGGAGAAACAGCGCGCGGCGGCCAAGGUCCAACCGGAUGAUCCCGUGCUCUUUGCCCAACUCUCCAACGGCCGCGACAAUCAGUUGGGCGAGAACGUGUUCGAGUCCAGCUUGAAUCAGGCACUGGCUGGCAGCAAAACAGCACAGUUAAGCGACAUUGCCUCGCCCAACAAUAAGCUGAACAAGGUUACACAAUUGACGGGCUUCUCCGAUCCCGUCUAUGCCGAAGCCUAUGUCAAUGUCAAUCAAUACGACAUUGUGCUCGACGUGCUUAUAGUUAACCAGACAAACGACACGCUGCAGAACUGCACACUGGAGCUGGCCACACUAGGCGAUCUGAAGCUAGUCGAGCGUCCACAUCCAGUGGUUCUAGCACCACACGAUUUCUGCAACAUCAAGGCCAACGUUAAGGUCUCUUCCACAGAGAACGGCAUUAUCUUUGGAAACAUUGUUUACGACACAGCGCUCACCACCAACGUCGUGGUGCUGAACACCAUACAUAUUGACAUUAUGGAUUAUAUUAUACCGGCCAGCUGCACAGACACCGAAUUCCGCCAGAUGUGGCAGGACUUUGAAUGGGAGAACAAGGUUACGGUCAACACAAGCUUUACGGAUCUGCACGAGUAUCUCAAGCACUUACUGAAGAGCACCAACAUGAAGUGCCUGACACCGGAGAAAGCAUUGUCGGGACAGUGCGGCUUCAUGGCCGCCAAUAUGUAUGCCAAGUCCAUUUUUGGCGAGAACGCAUUGGCCAAUCUGAGCAUUGAGAAGCCUGUAGAUGAUCCAGACUCAAAGGUCACCGGCCACAUACGCAUACGUGCCAAGAGCCAGGGCAUGGCUCUGAGCUUGGGCGACAAAAUCAGUUCAUCACAGAAGCAAACGGUGCAGGCAGUCUAGGAGACUGGCGUGUUUACAACAAAAGAAACUACAAUAACCACAUGAAAUGUAUUUGAUUAAAGGCGCGAUGCAAGGAGGAGUGUUCAUCCAUAUACGAACUGUCACCUUAUACAUACGAAAAUAUAUCUAUAAUGUAAUCAUUAAAAUUCCAAAAUUUCAAUUGAUUUGAAUAAAACAUACACCUAUUUCUAUCACAAA